AUGGUCGUCAAAACUGGCAGUGGGACCGCCAGGGGAGCCAUCAACAAGAACGGCAAAACGGACGGCCAAAUACUCAACAACGAAACUGGCAAGAUAAUAGGUCACGAGGCCGGCAAUCACACCAGCAACAAGAGAGGAAAAACAAUUGGCAAGAUAACAAUCCACAAAACCUGCGAGAACACCGGCAAGAAAACCUACGAGAAAGGCAAGAUGAAUGGAAGCGAAAUCAGCAACACAACCAGCGAGAUAAUCGACUCCAUGAAAGCCAUCAAAACCGGCAGCAACAAAGACAACAAGCACGGCAGGAAAACCGGUCACGCGAACGGCAACAAACCCAUCAACGAGAUAAGCAACAACCCCGGAGACAAAACCGGCAACAUAACCGACAUACAAAUCGGCAAGUACCUCAUCAGAACAUGCGGAAUCGCAAACAGGAGAGACAAUAUGAGGAGCACCUAA
Messenger RNA from Ixodes scapularis (black-legged tick), 459 nucleotides. RefSeq lists its product as uncharacterized. The record is from RefSeq and is a predicted model, not a curated record. The coding region runs from base 1 to 459 and encodes 152 amino acids. The transcript has a single exon. Lineage: Eukaryota; Metazoa; Arthropoda; Arachnida; Ixodida; Ixodidae.